Diaporthe citri is the source of this 4803-nucleotide messenger RNA. RefSeq lists its product as uncharacterized. Gene Ontology annotation, molecular function: DNA binding; RNA binding; ribonuclease III activity. Gene Ontology annotation, cellular component: RISC complex; cytoplasm; nucleus. Bases 1 to 4803 code for a protein of 1600 amino acids. NCBI's taxonomy places the organism in Eukaryota, Fungi, Ascomycota, Sordariomycetes, Diaporthales, Diaporthaceae. The record is from RefSeq and is a predicted model, not a curated record. The transcript has 3 exons. Gene Ontology annotation, biological process: siRNA processing.
AUGGCCUCAGAUAAAUCUACUCACAUCGCUCACUUGCCGCGCAGAAACUUGACUGCGCUGCAGAAUGGAGGCCCUACUGCCAGCAAAGCUGACUCUGAUGAAACAAUUGCCCCGAUGCCUGGCAAGCAGGCUCCUGUCAUCCUCAGCAUCGAAAUUUCUGCCACGGACCAACCCAUGGUUGAUGCUGGCAUAGAAGAUGACAGUGACGAUGAAAGGGCCAACCGAAGUGAUGACGAGGACGCCAGCCGCCUGGUACAGAACGAGCCCCGCAAGCCUCAUAAGAUCAGUCAGAAGAAGAAGAUCGAACAAGCAAGUUUCGGCGUUUGGCUGGAAGAGAACAGGAGCAGGCUGUCGAAGAAGCCAGAGAACCGUGUCACUGAAAACGAUCAAUCCAUCGGAUAUCUGGUCAAGACCUGGGAGGGCCAAAAGAUCAUCAACAAUCCUCGUGACUACCAGAUGGAGCUGUUUGAGCGAGCCAAAGAGAAAAACACAAUUGCUGUCCUAGACACCGGAUCUGGGAAGACUCUCAUAGCGGUGCUCCUCCUCCAGCACAUCAUCGAAAAGGAGCUCGGGGACCGAGAGCGAGGCCUUCCCCGGCGGCUGUCGUUCUUCCUCGUUGACAAGGUUGCUCUCGUCUACCAGCAGCAUGCAGUCCUCGACUGCAAUCUUGGCCAUUCGGUGGCUGCCUUCUCUGGAGAUUCAGUCCGAUCCUUGUGGAACAAGUCGUUCUGGGAUCAGCAAUUUGCAAAACACGAAGUCAUUGUGUGCACGGCCGAGAUAUUAAACAAAUGCCUGCAGUCUGCCUACAUCCGGAUCGACCAGAUCAACCUGCUCAUUUUCGACGAGGCUCACCACACCAAGAAGAAUCACCCCUACGCCCGUAUAAUCAAAGAUUAUUAUGCUAAGCAAGAGGGGAAUGGUGCUCGGCUACCCCGUAUCUUCGGCAUGACCGCCUCGCCUGUCGAUGCCCAGAUCGACGUCCGACUAGCAGCUGUGGAGCUCGAAGGUCUCUUGCACAGCCAGAUUGCGACGACUGCAGACCCAAAGGCCCUACAAACAACUGUUUCAAAGCCCAAGAAAGAAGUUCUGGCCACAUAUUCUCAUUUGAUCCAGCCUCCUGAAACAGGACUCACCGCAAAACUGAGGGUUGCGGUUGGAAGCAACAAAUACCUCUCGAAGGCCUUCGCCUUCUCGAAGUUCGCCUCUAGAGAGCUUGGAGCUUGGUUCGUGGACAGAAACUGGCAGCUCAUUUUCCAGGAAGAUGAGCUCUUCAAGCUUGAGGCCAAGACAGAGAAAGGUUUCGCCAACAACAUGGCUUCGGUUGACGCAGUGGACAAGCAGAAGAAAGGCAUCCAUUCUGCUCGACAGCUGAUCCAAAACCACCAAUUCAUGGAACCGGAGGAAUUUCUGCUUUCAUCGAAAGUGCACCUUCUUCUAAGGCUUUUGACGGAGCACUUCAACAAUGACAAAGACAGGGUCCGAUGUAUCGUCUUCGUCGAACAGCGUUGGACUGCCAAGCUUUUGGCAGACCUACUUCAGCAAGAAGGCGUAAUCAGAAUCCCUGGGCUUAAAGUUGGAGUUCUCAUGGGCGCGAACCAAGACGACAACUGUUCGUCGACAUCCUUCCGCCAACAACUUAUGACAAUUAUCAAGUUCAAGGACGGCGAGCUGAACUGCAUUUUUGCGACUUCAGUCGCCGAGGAGGGCCUCGACAUUCCGGACUGCAACCUGAUUAUUCGCUUUGAUCUCUACAAGACCAUGAUACAGUACAUACAAUCACGAGGUCGAGCUAGACAGGCCCAAUCUACUUAUAUCCACAUGAUUGAGGAGGGCAACGGUGAUCAUCGUCGUAGGAUCUACCAGAACACCGCCAACGAGAACCUUUUGCGGGAGUUCUGCAGCUCGCUUCCUGAGGACAGGCAACUCAAAGGGAGCGACUUUGACAUGGACUAUCAUCUCCGAAAAGAACGAACUCAACGAAGGUAUACAGUCGAAUCCAGCGGAGCAACGAUCACGUACAAGAACAGCUUGUCCAUCCUUGGAGACUAUCUCAAUUCGCUUCGAAACCAAGACGACUUCACCGAGGACAUGGGACUGGUCGCUGAUUACCACAUCAUGCCCACCCAAGGAGGUUUCAUCUGUGAGUUGGUGAUGCCUAUCGCCUCUCCAGUGUCCGGCGCAACAGGAAAGGCCCACUUGACGAAGCAGGCCGCCAAGUGUUCUGCGGCAUUUGAGGUUUGCCUGAAGCUACACUACAGGAAAUUUCUCGACGAGAACUUGCGUUCGACCCUUGUUGAGAGACGCAAUAAGAUGGCCAAUGCCCGCCUAGCGGUGUCAUCGAAGAAGAAGGCAAAGUACGACAUGCGCCUGAAACCAAAAUUAUGGGAUGAGCUCGGUCCAGUCCAGGAGCUAUAUGCGACUGUUCUAAUCCUCUCGAAGCCUACUGCCCUGGAACGACCAUCCCGGCCUCUUCUGGUCCUGACGAGGACCAAGCUCCCUCAAAUGAAGCCAUUUCCCCUCUACUUUGGGCCGCCUGGAUCGAAGGGAAUGUCUUCAAAUGCUGCCUGUCAGGUUUUGAAUGCUCAUAUCGCACCAUCAGAGGAAGACCUUCAGCUCCUCACCAGAUUUACUCUGAAGAUCUUCCUGGACCUUUUCAACAAGAAGUACGUGGCAAGCACAGAGGACAUGCCGUACCUUUUUGCGCCAACAAUUGGAGAUCACAGGUUCUCCUUCUCGGAACUCUCUGAUCUACGCCAGGCGAUCGACUGGUGCGUUUUGCGCCAAGUCUCAGGCACUGAUGCCAUACCCUACACGGGCCAAGAGCCAGAUGACUUCUACGUGGACAAAUUCAUUGUCGAUCCCCACGACGGUUCACGCAGAUUCUGGCUACGUGGUGUUCGAAAGGAUCUCACAUCCCGAAGCCCAGUUCCCAGUGAUGUUGAUCAUGUUCCAGGGUAUCGACAGUGGAAGCGUGGCGAAGUUGCGCACGAUAUUCUGAAUUGGACUGUGACUUCCUGGAAGGCCACCCGCGAGGCUCGAGAAAUGACGUGGAAGGAGGACCAGCCAGUCGUCGUGGGCAAAUUUGCGUCUUUGCGCCGGGACUUUCUCUCCGAAAUGGAGGAUGACCGCAAGAACCCGUUCUGCUACUUCGUUCUCGAACCGCUGAGGAUUUCGCCAAUUCCUGUGCAUGUGGUCACCAUGGCUUAUCUCAUCCCGUCCAUUAUUCAUCGGAUUGAGCAGAAUCUUAUUGCGUUAGACGCGUGCAAAAUGCUUGACCUUACCAUCCAGCCGGACCUGGCCCUCGAGGCACUCACUAAAGACAGUGAGAACCAGUCUGAAGAUGAUGGGAGAGAAUCACUGGAGAAGUUUGAGCCAAUCAACUUCCAACCAGGAAUGGGCAACAAUUAUGAACGACUGGAAUUCUUAGGUGAUUCCUUCUUGAAGCUGGCGACCACCAUAUCUGUCUUCACGCUCAUACCCAACAAAGACGAAUUCGACUAUCAUGUUGAGCGGAUGGUCAUGAUCUGCAACCAGAACCUCUUUGGAAAUGCACGCAGUGACUGGCUGAAGUUGGAAGAAUACAUUCGGUCCAAGGCCUUUUCGCGCGCAACAUGGUAUCCCAACUUGAGCCUGGAAUUCGGAAAGAAGCACCAGAGGACCUUGAAGAACAUGGACUCCCACCAGCUUGCCGACAAAUCUAUUGCCGAUGUCUGUGAGGCCCUCAUUGGCGCCGCAUACAUGAGCACUCGAAAGGAGAACGACUAUACCAUGGCAAUUCAAGCAGUGACUCGACUCACCGGCCACAAACAUCAUCCAAUGAUGAAGUGGGAAGAUUAUUACGCCGCAUACCACAAACCGACGUGGCAAAUCACCGCCGCCAGUGCUGCCGAGCUGGAUAUGGCCAAGAAAAUCGAAGCAGUCACGCAUUACAAGUUCAAUUACCCCCGUUUGCUCCGGUCUGCGUUUGUGCAUCCUUCGCGCCCCUACUCCUUUACUAAAGUACCAAACUACCAGCGUUUGGAGUUCCUAGGCGAUGCCCUGCUCGACAUGGUUUGCGUUGAUUUUCUCUUCCACAUCGCGCCCGACAAGGGUCCACAGUGGUUGACAGAACACAAGAUGGCCAUGGUCUCGAACCAGUUUCUCGGUUGUCUUGCAGUCGAGCUGGGCUUCCACAAGUAUCUGCUUCAUAACGGCGUACUUGGCCAAUCAAUCAUGGAGUAUGUCGCGGCCAUAAACGAUGCACGCCGCACGGCCGAGGAUGCAGCCGAGGCAGCGGGCAGACCUCGCUCGCACUUUUCACGCGACUACUGGAUCGAGGCUCGACAGCCCCCAAAAUGCAUUCCGGAUGUUUUAGAGGCAUAUGUCGGCGCAAUGUUCGUCGACUCUGAGUAUGACUACACUACGGUCCAGCGGUUUUUCAGAAACUAUUUUCAGCCAUACUUCGCAGACAUGCGGAUCUACGACACCUUCGCCAACAAGCAUCCUGUGACCUUUUGCACACAGUUCAUUUACGAAAAGUAUGGCUGCCAUGCUUACGGGUUGCGUUCGGAGGAGAUUCAGGUCACUGAUGACGAGGGUGUUUGGACCGGCUCGACCAAAGUUGCGGCCGGUAUUCUUAUUCAUGGCAAAGUUGUGGACGGCGCGGUCCGAGAGAGCGGGGGAUAUGCAAAGGUGGCCGCCGCAAGGCUGGCAUUGCAAAAGCUGACGAAGAUGACCAAGGAGCAGUUCUUGCAGGAGUACAGGUGUGACUGCAAGCCUGGCGAGGCGAUCACGAAUAUUGCUGAGAGUGCAACGGCGAUUUGA